AGUGAGGGAGCGUACUUCACCUCCUAGAGUCAAGCAAGUCGGACGAGCUAUGAGCAUAUAGCUUUCAUCCAGACUCUGAACAUACCACCCACCAUCAUCAAACUUCAACAUGGUCUUCACAGCCGAGGACUCGGUCGACAACGUUAUGGAGGGACCUAAGCUGAAUAGCGUGCUGAUCGAGGCCUCCAGGGUGGCUUCCCAGGCAGCUAAAGUGAACCUCGACAUCGAAAGUUUCGAAAUCCUAGUCAUCCAGGGCCAGCUCUCUGACCUCAGCUCUAAGGUAAGAAAUUUCGUGGAGGUGAGCGCCCGUCUCUGUCGGCCGGCGAACUUGCACAUCUGUGAUGGCAGUGAACGUGAGAUGAAUCACCUGCUGAACGUGAUGCAGCAGGCCGGCAUGAUCGAGUAUCUCCCCAAGUACAAGAACUGCUGGUUGGCCCGCACUGAUCCCGGAGAUGUUGCUCGCGUGGAGGGUAAGACUUUCAUCGUUACUAAAGACCGAAGAGAGACCAUCCCAACACCCAAGGAGGGCGUCAAGGGCCUCCUUGGCAACUGGAUGUCUCCAGAGGAUCUAAAGACUGCGGUACAAGAGCGUUUUCCCGGGUGUAUGGCCGGCAGGACCAUGUACGUAGUGCCCUACUCUAUGGGUCCCGUGGGUUCUCCACUCUCCAAGAUUGGCGUCGAGGUCACGGACUCUCCUUAUGUUGUGGCCUCUAUGCGAACCAUGACGAGAAUGGGCAGUAAGGUGUUGGAGGCUCUGGGCGAAGAUGACUUCGUCAAGUGUCUUCACUCCGUCGGCUGCCCUCUGCCCCUUAAGAAGCCUCUAGUCAACAACUGGCCUUGUGACCCUGCACGAACCAUCGUCACUCACGUGCCUGACACUAACGAGAUCAUUUCCUUCGGCUCCGGUUAUGGAGGUAACUCCCUGUUGGGCAAGAAGUGUUUUGCUUUACGUAUUGGUUCUACCAUUGCCAGACGGGAAGGCUGGUUGGCUGAACACAUGCUCAUCCUGGGCAUAACCAAUCCUGAGGGCGUGAAGAAAUACAUUGUUGCCGCGUUUCCUUCUGCUUGCGGCAAGACCAACUUGGCCAUGAUGACGUCUUCACUGCCAGGCUACAAAGUGGAAUGUGUGGGAGACGACAUCGCCUGGAUGAAGUUUGACGAGGACGGAGUUUUGCGUGCCAUCAACCCCGAGAAUGGGUUCUUCGGUGUGGCUCCCGGCACUUCCAUGCAAACCAACCCUGUGGCCAUGAAGACAGUAAUGUCUAACACGAUUUUCACCAACGUUGCCAAGACAAGUGACGGAGGCGUGUUCUGGGAAGGGAUGGAGAAGGAAAUAUCUAACAAUGUGACCAUCACAUCAUGGCUUGGAGACUCGAACUGGAGUAAAGAAUCUGGCAAGCCAGCUGCUCACCCUAACUCCAGAUUCUGCACUCCUGCUGGCCAGUGUCCCAUCAUUGACCCUGCAUGGGAAGACCCUAAGGGCGUCCCCAUCUCUGCCAUUCUGUUUGGAGGAAGACGUCCCCAGGGAGUGCCUCUAGUGUACGAAGCUUACAACUGGAAACACGGCGUGAUGGUAGGGGCAGCUAUGAGGUCAGAAGCAACUGCAGCAGCAGAAUUCAAGGGCAAGGUAAUCAUGCACGACCCCUUCGCCAUGCGACCAUUCUUCGGCUACAACUUCGGCCACUACCUGCAGCACUGGUUGAGCAUGGAGACUCGCACAGACAAGCCUCUUCCCAAGAUCUUCCACGUGAACUGGUUCCGCAAGAGUGAGAAGGGGCGCUUCCUGUGGCCAGGUUUCGGGGAUAACGUGCGUGUAUUGGACUGGAUCUUGAGGAGAGUUGACGGAGAGGAGGUGGCCGAAGAAAGCGCCAUUGGACUCUUGCCUAAGGCGUCUUCCAUGAACUUGUCCGGGCUCGAGGAGAGUGUUGAUAUGGACGAGUUAUUCAGUAUUCCCAAGGAGUUCUGGGAACAUGAAGUACGCGACGUCGCUAAAUACUUUGACGAGCAGGUUGGUGACGACCUCCCGAACGAGAUUCGUGAACAACUCAUGUUGCUGGAGAAGAGGGUGGAAAAGUCGUAAUAAGCUGUUGGGGCUCGCAGUGGACUCAUCACUGGAUAUGAGUUACUGUACGGAGCAUUUAUUUCCUAACGCCAACCAAGUUUUCAUUAUUUAUUUGAAUCUUUAAACUAUUUUGAAAACAAUUUAAUACUUUAUUCACCAAAGAAUAUGAUUUAAGAAUAUAUCUUUGUAUUUACAUAUUUGUAAGACUAUCAUCGAUAUUUAUUACAUAUUAAGAUAUUGUUUACGAUAUUUGUAAACUGAACGCAUAUGUGUUCAUGGAUUUGUGUUUCAGCUGUGCUGGACAUUUCGGGGCAAUGUGUCAAUAUAUAUUUUUGUAAUAACCGA
Molecule: messenger RNA, 2407 nt
Organism: Procambarus clarkii (red swamp crayfish)
Lineage: Eukaryota; Metazoa; Arthropoda; Malacostraca; Decapoda; Cambaridae
Product: phosphoenolpyruvate carboxykinase, cytosolic [GTP]
Biological process (GO): propionate catabolic process; gluconeogenesis; response to lipid
Cellular component (GO): cytosol
Molecular function (GO): manganese ion binding; GTP binding; phosphoenolpyruvate carboxykinase (GTP) activity
Source: RefSeq, a predicted model, not a curated record